AUGAAGGGUGAUUCUAGUUGGCUUUUCGCGACGGCAAUUCCGGCGGUUAUGCUCCUGGUCCUGUUCGCCUUUGUCUUUUAUCUGCCGCAGGUUCAAGCUGACUGCAGCAUUUGGAACUUGAAAGUGCAUCAGGAACAGAAAGGGUGGCUGCGGGGGAUUCCAGUGUACCAAGUGUCGGUGCUAAACACCUGUUUCAUCCCCAACGGCUGUACGUUGGGGAACAUCCACUUGACUUGCGGCGAUUUCAACACGUCCUUCCCCAUCAAUCCAGCUAUCCUCCGCCGCCUCAGCUUCAAUGACUGCCUCCUCUGGGACGGCGCCCCUCUUCCCACGGCCAUUGCAGCCUACGUCGAAUAUGCCCACUCCGAGCCCUACCCCAUGACCAUCUCCAGUGUCACGUGCAUUCCCCAGGAUCCCUAA
Molecule: messenger RNA, 420 nt
Organism: Zingiber officinale
Lineage: Eukaryota; Viridiplantae; Streptophyta; Magnoliopsida; Zingiberales; Zingiberaceae
Product: TPD1 protein homolog 1-like
Exons: 2
Coding region: 1-420 (139 amino acids)
Biological process (GO): cell fate determination
Source: RefSeq, a predicted model, not a curated record